Molecule: messenger RNA, 2648 nt
Organism: Gadus macrocephalus (Pacific cod)
Lineage: Eukaryota; Metazoa; Chordata; Actinopteri; Gadiformes; Gadidae
Gene: foxf2b
Product: forkhead box F2b
Exons: 2
Coding region: 568-1719 (383 amino acids)
Biological process (GO): regulation of transcription by RNA polymerase II; animal organ morphogenesis
Cellular component (GO): nucleus
Molecular function (GO): RNA polymerase II cis-regulatory region sequence-specific DNA binding; DNA-binding transcription factor activity, RNA polymerase II-specific
Source: RefSeq, a predicted model, not a curated record
GGCUCACCGACGUCACUGAGUUCGGGGGAAAUUCACAGACGGCGGAGAGUGUGGACAAGGCGGGGGGUCUCUGAAAAAAGGGGGGAGACAGAUUUAUUAAAUGAUAGGUGGUCGGGCAGUGUUUGGCUGGACUCCGCCACGCACUAGGUCGAGAGGUCUUCAUGUUUCCCCUCACUUUUGGGAUUAAGACUGGCGAUGGCCGCCCGGUGCGACGUCCAGAUACAAUUUAGCGCCGCUGUGACACUCAUCGGAUUCCCUGUUGUUGUAGCCUGGAUACCAACUCUUCACGGUCCUCCCCUCUCUCGCACUCGCGCUCUCCCUCUGACAGUGCGUGCUCGGCGUGCACCCGCUGCGUAUGCGUAACAGGAGAGUCCUGUGUAGCGACGGGAGAUCCCACUCCAUUCUUUUGAGACCCACGAUGAAGACGCAUGCAAGGAUUUUCCUUUUUUGACAAUCGAAUAGUGAAUAUUUUAUCUAUAUACCCCACGACCCCACUCACUCUCUCUCGUAUUUGUCCCCCUUUCGGACGUCACUAGUAAGCUACGCCUAUCGUGCGUCAGAGCUGACAUGACGACCGAAGUCCCUCAGCAGCAGCUGGACCCUCCAGCAGCACCACUGAGAUCCAGCCCGUCAUCCGGCGUCCUUCAUCCGACCAUGCUUAGCCAACAUGACGCCACGGAAAGCUCGUCAACCGCCGUCAAGGGGAAAAAGGCCAGCUCCGGGCUGCGGCGGCCGGAGAAGCCCCCCUACUCAUACAUUGCGCUCAUCGUGAUGGCGAUACAGAGCUCCCCCACCAAGAGACUGACUCUCAGUGAGAUUUAUCAGUUUCUCCAGGCUCGGUUCCCCUUCUUCAGGGGCUCCUACCAGGGCUGGAAAAACUCGGUCAGGCACAAUCUUUCGCUCAACGAGUGCUUCAUUAAGCUGCCCAAGGGACUGGGUAGACCCGGGAAAGGUCACUACUGGACUAUCGAUCCGGCCAGUGAGUUCAUGUUCGAAGAAGGUUCGUUUCGCCGCAGACCAAGAGGAUUCAGGAGGAAAUGUCAAGCCCUGAAGCCCAUGUAUCGCAUGAUGAACGGCAUCGGCUUUGGUGCCUCCAUCAUCCCUCAGAGUUUCGAUUUCCAGGCCCCGUCCGCCACCUUCGCGUGCCACAGCAACGGUUAUAAUUUGGAUAUGAUGAGCAACUCGAUGGCCGGGGGGUACGACGGCUUGAGCGGCGGCCACCAUGUUCCCCACAUGUCCCCCAGCCCUGGGUCCACGUACGUGGCCAGCUGCCCCGUGCCAUCAAAUGGUGAAUACGGACCGGACAGCAGCAGUAGUCCAGUGCCAUCCUCUCCGGCCAUGGCCAGCGCGCUGGACGGUCAUUCACAAUACGCCGGCACGUCUGCCCACUGGGCGUCCGGCGGCGGGGCCCCGUAUAUCAAGCAGCAGCCCCUAGCCUCCAGUAGCUCUGCGUCGUCCGGUUUACACUCUGGGAUGUCGCCCUACUCCCUAGAGCAGAGCUACAUCCACCAGAACGCCCGGGACACUCACGCUUCGGACCUUUCAGUCGGGAUCCCGCGGUACCAGAGCCACUCCUCCGUCUGCGACAGAAAAGACUUUUUGUUGAACUUUAACGGAAUCUCCUCCUUCCAUCCAUCGACCAGUGGAUCUUACUAUCACCAUCACCACCACCACCAUCACCAGAGCGUCUGCCAGGACAUCAAACCCUGCGUGAUGUGAACAUUACGAUGGGCUGUUGGAAUAGAGGGGGGGGGGGGGGGGGGGGUCCAGAUUCCCCAUGGGCCUAUUAUCCGCGCACACGCGUUAGCCAGCGGACACUUGUGUCCACCAAGUUACCGCCGGGACAGUCGUCGGCUCACAGGAGAGUAAACAGUUGAACCGAUCACGGAAGAAGACCCAGGCUUGGCAGACGCUAGGGUUUAAGAGUUUUAAGAUUUGUGUUGGCAUAUAGACACCGGUAGCCUACUAUGAUGCAUUGAAGGAACCGAAGGAAGGAAUCCCAGAGGCCCACUACAAAACCACUUGUCCUUAAUGUCCUCUGCUCUGACAAGCGUUUGCUUCCUCAAGAGAAGUUUAAAAACACGACGUUGAUAUGUUUGCUCUUAUAUAACACAUGCAAACACAAAUAUAUCCUGUAUAACGAAUUUCUAUCCUACACACACCAUGCUUAUGGCUAACAUGAACUGCAACACAUUUUGCACUUAUUUGUAUAACCUUUUGAAGUUUUUCAAAUGUUGUCUUUAUCUUCAAUAAAGCUGAUAUAUUUAGGCUGUAAUAAGCCUUUGCUUUACAAUUCUAAUAUAGGCGAUCAAAUGAACUCAUGUCACAAGCAAAUAUACCAUAAGAAACCAUGCUUAAAUUAUUGAGAGAAAUAAAAACCCUAAGGGAUUAGCUCCUGUAAACAUACGGCCUUUAGACUAACUGUUUCAAAAAUUGUGAAACCCAUAAUAUCACCCACUUCACAAAAGCGCCUUCCUGUGCCCAUCGAUGAAUAUUUGCAUGAAUCAUGCAUAAAAGAGAGAAGUGAUAUGCCUUAUAAGGUUGAAGUAACAAUGAAUAACAAGGCUUAUGUAAACGGAACCCCUCAACUGCAAAUCAUGCUACCGUUUUAUAAAAUGUAUCUCGAUUAAAGUUUGGUUACAGUUGCA